AUGUCGCGUCAGCCAUGCGCAAGUAUCCGCCCGAAUCCUUCUCCAUCCACUGCAAAGGUGACGUGUGCAGGAACGACGUCGUGCUUUUCAAGCAGUGCCUGUUUAAAGGGCACAAGAAAACUGUCCGGGGUGUCUGCAAGUGGCGGGACGAGUGAUUAUCGAGAGCUACGGCGAGUUGAAGCAGCAACACACCUUCACUGUGGAGGUGCUCUGGAGCUUGGGCCUGCAGCCUCUGCCGCCACUCAAGCAGCACAUGCUGAAGGGCAGAAAGCUGUACGGCUUCUCAACCCAUCGCCAGCCUUGGCCCAACGAGGCGGAGAGAGUAGCAGUGCUGGCUGA
Closterium sp. Yama58-4 is the source of this 339-nucleotide messenger RNA. NCBI's taxonomy places the organism in Eukaryota, Viridiplantae, Streptophyta, Zygnematophyceae, Desmidiales, Closteriaceae. The record is from the annotation of a GenBank genome assembly.